AUGAUUAUAUUCUUCGUUUUUGCUUUUCUUCUACUCCCAACUAUCCACUGUAGCAGUGAUGACCAUUCUCCACUUGCUAAAAACUUUACUCGAAACUUAUACGCUGCCAUCAUAAACGAUGCCCGUCAUGAAUACUCAAUUGGUCUCCAAAUCGCCAAUAUGCAAGAAAUCCGCUACGACAUUGAACUCGAACAGGAGGCAAAGACAUUCUUAAAGUGUGAAGAUAUCAAGCACACCUCGAAUUAUCGAGUGUUCUUCCUGGAAAAGAGACUGCAAACUCAAUUUUUGAGUGAGCCUGAUGCCAGAUUGAUUAUGAGGAACAAGACAAAGUUGCUGGAAAACGAGGAUUUCAAGAAGAAUGCAGAGUUCCUUCAUCCUCUUCAAGCUGGCGUCGGAUGUGUCGAUUUGCUUUCAAAGUGUCCAUUCCCUGGGAAGCAGCUGUUGAACGAGGCUGGAGUGGUCUGUUUGUUUGGUCCCAAAAACACUGAUCCAAUCUCCGAAUUCAAAUAUGGAAAACCGAGAUCCCAAUGCGCGAAUGGGAAAGCCGAUAGUGGGCUGUGCCGUCGACCAUUUACAUACAACUAG
Caenorhabditis remanei is the source of this 585-nucleotide messenger RNA. RefSeq lists its product as uncharacterized. Lineage: Eukaryota; Metazoa; Nematoda; Chromadorea; Rhabditida; Rhabditidae. The record is from RefSeq and is a predicted model, not a curated record. The transcript is spliced from 2 exons. Bases 1 to 585 code for a protein of 194 amino acids.